AUGGAUGAGAAAUGUCAACAACCUAUAGGAUAUUCCACUAAAGCAGCUCUCUUAAAAUUAAGAGAAGAUAUUCAGAAUGUCAUUGAUGAAUAUAAACAUAAAAAUCGCAUGAGGUUGGGGAUUAUACGAAAGAUAAUAUCAUUUAAUUCAGAAAAGGUAUUGUUAUCUGGAGUCGCCUACACAGUCACCAUAAUUAAUAUUGUAUGUUUACUAUUAACUUAUCUCAUUGGAGAGACAGUACUUCCUCAAGGAUACUUACUUUGGGAAGCUCUAUUUUUAUUCAUUAUUUUGAUAGUCAACUUUUUGGUUGCACUUAAUGAAGAAUAUUUGUACCAAAAUGAAAUACCACAUAGAGUGAAGAAGGUUUUAGAAACACUAGAUUCUGCGAUAGAGAAGUGUUAUUGGAAGGAGAUCCAUUAUCCCCAUUUAUGUGCACCGUUUUCUCCAUGUGUUAUACUGCAAUGGACUUACAGAGAUGGUAUUAUUGUAAAUUUACCAUGGGCUUUAUUAGUGGAAGGCGACAUAAUAGUUCUUAGACCUGGCCAGGAGGUCCCGGGUCAUGUUCAAGGACUAAGCCCCGGUGACCCGGAGUUAUUUUUCGGACAAAUUUUUCAAUCUGACUCAAAGUUUACAAAAGAGAAAUGCAGUGCUCCUAGAGUGUGUACCCCUCACCCUAACAAAGAGUACAGGAUGUGUGAGACUCCAUAUCUAAAGAACCUUAGACUGGCACUCGAUGAAGCUACAAAUAGACCUGUCACAGUCUAUGAAAAACAAAGGUACUUGUGUACAGUUAAAAUUAUGGAAGGCAUCGUAAUGCCGUUAGUUAUCAUACUUAUGGUGGUGGGUAGUAUCAUUAGACAUCUAUAUGAUCUACCGGGCACCACUCAUUGGACUGAAGUGUACUUACUACAGACAAUUGCUGCAUCUCUGCCGCUGCUGCAAAUAAUAUUCCCCAUUAUAUGGGUCACACUUAAUUGUUACGGACUCGCCACCUUCAAACAUCUAUCUAUGACUCGCCCGAAGUACUCCAGACCUAAGUCCUGUUCUAUAUCAGAAGACGCAAGCGAUCCACUCAUACAAGUGUUGAGCGAUCCAAACCUAAGACCUAAGAGCUUCCAUGCUUUGGCGAAAACCUUUUGGAAUAUUCUCAUUGGCAAGGAGGACAUGGUCACACGAACUUCAAACAUAGUCCAUGUCUUAGGAUCGCUUUCGGCUCUAUGCUGUGUAGACAAGAAAGGCAUACUGUCAUGGCCGAAUCCAACAGCAGAGAAAGUAUUCUUUCUUCGCAACUCAAGUCCCACAUCGCACAACUCUAGCAAGACCAGUCUAGUUGGGUCUAUGGGACAUCAGAGUCAAACUACUUUGGAUCAGACGGGAGAUAGCAAACAAAACACUGAACCGUCUACUGUUGUUGAGGUCCUGGAUUUAACUCACGACCAGAACGCGCCGUUCCGAGUGGAGUUCGACGAGCAGCGUUGGCGGACACACCUCGCGCGCCUCAAGCCGCUGGGACUGGCGGCGCUCCUCAACACGUGCGCCACACAACCCACACACACAUACGCACACUUCUGUGCACAUCUCACGUGCGAGGCACAGCACAGUGAGGAUUUAGUUCCAGUCACCAAUAGAAGAUGUCUCUGUGAGUUGGCGAAGCAAAUAGGAUUCACGGACUCGGUCACUAACUCCUACAAUAUACAAGAGUGUUUGGCCGUAUUUAGACAUUUGCAAGCGGAUACAAUACGACGUGAGACUCGUUUCGUUCGUUCCCUGCACCUCAGUACGCGUGUGAAGGUUCCUCUACCACACAUGCUGGCUGUCAUCGUUAAAGAUCAGGCGAACCAACUGCAGAUGCUGUCACAGGGUACAGCUGAUAUAAUAUUGGAUUCGUGCGUGGACUUCUGGAACGGUCGUGACCUGACCACCAUAACGCCCUCCGAUAGGAAGAAGAUUAUAGAUUUCUACCAACGGAACUCUCUCACGGCCUACUGCACCGCAUUUGCUUAUAAACCCCUCACCCGCGGCGUGGCGCCGUGCGUGUCCAGUCAGUACUUGGAGCUGCCUGCAGACAGCCGGCCGCUUUACGCGCAUUCCCAGCUAUGGCCGGACGCGCCCGCACUACACUUCCACUCCACAGACUCUUUGUUGUUCAACGAAGUGACAGAUGACGACGUCGAUGACGCUGACGGAUAUUUUGACAUGCAAUGCAAUCAGGUUUUCAUUGGUAUGGUGACAAUGCAGUACCAAGCUCAGAGCGAUAUGGUGGAACUGAUAGAACGUUUGGAGCGAGCCUGCAUACGAUUUGUGCACUUCAGUAAGGAGAACGAACUCAGAUCGAGGGUAUUCAGCGAAAAGAUGGGCUUAGAAUCGGGUUGGAACUGCCAUAUAUCACUUAUGAAUGAUCAGAAACAUAGCGGGAAUAUGGCGGCUUCGAAGUCUUUGUCCAUGUCAGCGCCUGGGGCCAUCAACGUUGAACACAGUACUGUUAAAUUUGACGACGAAAUCAAAAAAACACGACACUCUAUAACAGCGCACAGCGGACUUAAGGAGGUUCAGCUGAGUAACGCGAGCCAGGCGUCCACGGACUCCCUGCUGGGGUCCCCGGCGGACGGCUGCCGGUCCCUGUCCUGCCUGACCGACUCCACCGACCACACCGCGCCGCUCAACUUCGACAUGAGCAACCGGGCGAAGCUGCCCCGCGGUAUAGAGAACAUUCGUCCUCACAUCGAGCAGGUGGACAACGUGCCGCUACUGGUGUCUCUGUUCACGGACUGCACCGCCGGCUCCGUGCACCAGAUGAUACAGAUCAUGCAGGAUUACGGUGAAGUAGUUUGCGUAAUGGGUUCAGCGGCAAACUGUCAAAAUAUGGAGAUUUUUAUGCAGGCUGAUGCUAGCAUCGCUUUAGAACCGCUGUAUCCUGUUCUGUGCCAAAAAAUGCCUCCCUAUGAAGUACCAGAUGACUGCAUCGGACCCAUUGAUCUGGCGAACGUAUUGAACUCUGUACCGUGCUCGCUGUCGAUGUCUCGCGAGGCGGACGUGUCGUUGUUCGCUCUCAUCACCAUGUCUCGACACUUCAUGAUGUGUCUGUGGAACAGCACGCAGUUCUCUAUUUGCAGUUCCUGUUUCAUUUCUUUUAUACAGGUGUGUUCCGCGCUCGUGUGUCUCCCGGGCUGCGUGUCGGCCGGUGGUUGUCUGUGGUCGGUGUGUGUGUCGGGGCUCCUCGCCGCCUCAUUAUCCGGAGCCCCGGCCUCCCUCGCCGCGCCCCUCAUGCUGCGAGCCGCUACUAGACCCGCUCUGGUACUACAUGCCAGAACGGCGUUGUUCGUGUUCUGGUUCUACGCGUGCAAGUUCAUACCCGCUGCUAUAUCUAUAUUGAUGUUACACGCUUUAACACUGAGGAGUUUCUGCGAGCAAAUAGCGGAUCACACCAAAAUGACGUCUUGUUGGAUCGUGUAUCCGAUUAAUGUUGGGAAUUAUACAACAGACCACGACUUGUCUAUGAAGAGCUGGCAGGGCUGGGGAGAUGAUUUCUACGACGGGUUCUAUCUAGCACGACAUAUAACACUCGCUUUGAUUAUUUUGCAUUUAAUCGUCAUAUCGAUAUCAUUUGUACAUCGACAACACUCAAUCUGGCAGAGAGGCUUCUGGAUGAACAAAGUCUGGUGUAUAACUGUUGUUAUAUUGAUACUAAUACAAUGUGUAUUCAGCGGCGUUCUGUUGAGAGUGUCGUAUGUAGACUGUGAGGUGUGGUCAAUGUGUUCAUUCCACUACCACGUGCCCUGGCCCCUACUAGUGGGUUACGGAACUUCACUAGUUUUCAUAUUCGGCCUCAACGAACUCUUUAAAUGGCAGGAGAUGAAAGUCGACGCGCGAAACCAAAGACGCGCUAGAUUGGAUUUUGGAACAAAACUGGGGAUGAAUUCACCAUUUUAA
Molecule: messenger RNA, 3930 nt
Organism: Danaus chrysippus (African queen)
Lineage: Eukaryota; Metazoa; Arthropoda; Insecta; Lepidoptera; Nymphalidae
Source: the annotation of a GenBank genome assembly